AUGAGUGAAAGGAACGUCCAAAGUUUGAGCAAAGGAGUAUUGGUGCUCUCUCUCUGCCUUAUAAUGCUUUGGGGAAGGCUGACACAGGCAUCAUCAUAUCACAGAAGCCAUUCGGUGCACAUAGAACCUGGUACGUGUGAAGUCAUUGCUGCCCACAGAUGCUGUAAUAAGAAUAAGAUUGAAGAGCGCUCCCAAACAGUGAAAUGUUCCUGCUUUCCAGGUCAGGUGGCUGGGACAACACAUGCUGCUCCUUCAUGUGUAGAUGCAUCAAUAGUGCUUCAGAAAUGGUGGUGCCAAAUGCAGCCAUGUCUAGAAGGAGAGGAGUGUAAAGUACUACCGGAUUUGUCUGGAUGGAGUUGCAGUACUGGAAACAAAGUAAAGACAACUAAGCCAAACAGUUUCCAUCCUGUCACAGCUCCUCCUGUUGGAGCAAUCAUCUGUGACAGAGAACUACAUGAUUAUUAUUUUCAUGGCUUGCUGAAUACUCUGAAGAACAAGAUCUUGGAAGAUCCACUGUUAUCCGAUGUCAUCUUCAUUGAUAUGGCCAGCGUUCCAAAUAUGGCACAAUACGGCUUUUGUUCAGGUGCAAGAUACUUCUCGUAUGCUCUACAGAGUUGGAAAUAUGAGGACUUCCUUGGUACAGGAUAUAAUGCAUUUGAGAUGGCCAAGUGCAUAAAAGUUCUUCUACAUCGAGAAUCAGAAAAUAUAGACAUCUGUAAAACCUUAAAACAAAGCUAG
Molecule: messenger RNA, 738 nt
Organism: Thamnophis elegans (Western terrestrial garter snake)
Lineage: Eukaryota; Metazoa; Chordata; Lepidosauria; Squamata; Natricidae
Gene: TAFA3
Product: TAFA chemokine like family member 3
Exons: 6
Coding region: 1-738 (245 amino acids)
Molecular function (GO): receptor ligand activity
Source: RefSeq, a predicted model, not a curated record